AUGGCUUUAGACAACGACACGGCAACCCCCUUUUCGAAGGAGGGAGCCUACACAGACACUGCCAACGAUGGCAAAAUGCACGACCAAGACCUCGGCCGACUCGAAAGCAAUACCUACGGCGAGACUCAUCUCGUCGCCCAGGGUGGCACGAAGCGAAAUGUCAAGUCCCGACACGCCCAGAUGAUUGCCAUUGGCGGCAGCAUCGGAACUGGUCUCUUCGUAGGAUCCGGCCAGGUCCUCGCUGCUGGCGGACCGGCGUUUCUCUUCCUGGCCUACGCCCUCACGUCUCUUCUUGUCUACGGAAUAGUCACAGCUGUGAUGGAAGUUGGCACAUUUCUCCCCAUCUCGGGUAGUUCCAUGUCGUACUACUGCAACCGCUACACUUCCCGGUCUCUUGGAUUUGCUCUAGGCUGGCUCUAUGUGUACUCUUUCGGCAUAAUUCUCGCCUACGAAAUCACCGUUGGUUCAGUCAUUAUCAACUACUGGCCAAACAACGUCCACAAUGCCGUCUGGCUGACGAUUCUCCUUGUUGUCGUCAUCGGACUCAACCUAUCACCAGUUGCUGUUUACGCAGAGACUGAGUUCUGGUUUGCGAGUCUAAAGAUCAUUCUCUUCAUCGGUCUUCUGCUCCUCUCAGUGGUCUUGAUUCUUGGUGGAGGACCGAGCGGAGAGCGGCUAGGUUUCUACUACUGGGUUGACCCAGGUGCGACCAAGGAGUACAUCAUCACCGGCUCUGGUGGUCGCUUUACCGCCUUCCUCUAUGGCUGGGUGUUUUCCGGCUUCUCGUUCUACUUCAGCCCGGAGCUUAUCAUCGUCAUGGGAGGCGAGAUGCGAAACCCGCGCAAGAACCUUCCGAUUGCUAGCCGACGCUUCUUCUACAGACUCAUCAUUUUCUACCUUCUCGGCUCGUUAGCAAUUGGAGCUAUCUGCAACUCCAACUCCGAGGGCCUCGUGUCUGGUGCCGGUAAUGCUAACGCGUCGCCCUGGGUCAUUGCCAUCCGGAAUGCCGGCAUUAAUGGUUUGCCCUCCGUCGUCAAUGCGGGUAUUCUCACGAGCGCCUGGAGUGCUGGAAACUCGUACCUCUACAUGGCCAGUAGAUCUCUGUACUCUCUUGCGGUCGCCGGCAACGCACCCAAAAUCUUUACACGUUGCAACAGCUACGGCCUUCCCAUUUACGCUGUUCUUGCAUCGAGCUGCUUCACCCUUCUUGCGUACCUGAGCGUCUCCUCAGAUGCUGGCGUGGUCUUCAACUGGUUCGUCAGUCUGACAAAUACCGCUGGAUACACCUCUUGGGUGUUGUGCGCCUUCAUCUUCCUUCGUUUCCGCAUGGCCUGCCAAGUGCAGGGCGUCAAGGUUCCUUACCAGUCCUGGUGUCAACCUUACGGAGCAUGGAUCUCCAUGAUUGCAUUCGGCUUCCUUCUCCUGGCCAAUGGGUUCACGGUGUUCUACCCCGGGAGAUUCUCUGCGUCCAGCUUCCUGACUGCAUAUAUCGGCAUUCCGCUUUUCCUGGUUACUUACUUUGGACACAAGCUCACGGUCGGAAGAAAGGACCCCUGGCUGUACGCUCCUGAAGACGUUGACUUGACGACCGAUUUGCGGGAGGUAGAAGCAGAGGCGGAGAUGUGGACGGCCAUGGAUGAGGCCGAAAAGGAGAAGCAAAGCCAUUCGCACGCGUGGUGGCGCAAGAUUUCUCUGAUUUGGGAAUGA
Colletotrichum fioriniae is the source of this 1707-nucleotide messenger RNA. RefSeq lists its product as uncharacterized. Gene Ontology annotation, biological process: amino acid transmembrane transport. Gene Ontology annotation, molecular function: amino acid transmembrane transporter activity. Gene Ontology annotation, cellular component: membrane. NCBI's taxonomy places the organism in Eukaryota, Fungi, Ascomycota, Sordariomycetes, Glomerellales, Glomerellaceae. The record is from RefSeq and is a predicted model, not a curated record.